CCACGCAUGCGUAAAAACUUCCGGCUUGUCAAACACCGGGAUAAGAGCUGUCAGAGAGCUGUGACCCAAAAGUAGCAAAACGGUUAUUUAAAAACGUAAAGACGGCUGACAGAUUGUGAUUGUCUCCGAGUUCGAUCUCAAACGGUGAAGAUAUUGUAUCAUUUUCACGACGCGACUGCGGCAUGCUCGCCUUUGGUUUAACGGUAGUCCGACAUGGUGAGACGCAGUGCAACAAAGAUGGCCUUUUACAAGGUCAGAAAAUAGACUCUCCGCUUUCUGAAAUUGGCAUACAGCAGUCUGAGGCGGCUGGACAAUACCUCAGGGAUGUGAAAUUCACAAAUGUGUUUGUCAGCAACAUGAAACGUGCCAAGCAGACUGCCGAGAUCAUUGUGAGGAACAACAGAACCUGCCAUGACUUAGAACUAGUAGCAGAUCCAUCACUUAUAGAAAGGAGUUUUGGCAUAGCUGAGGGAGGUCGAGUUAUAGAUAUGAAAAACAUGGCUAAAGCAGCAGGACAGCCUUUACCAGAGUUCACUCCACCCGAUGGAGAGACCAUGGAGCAGGUGAAGGUGCGAAUUAAGGAUUUUCUAAAGGCCAUGUUCCAGCAAAUAGCAAAUGACCAUCAAGACAAAGUACAAGAUGGAGGAACAUCCUCAGCAGACGAAAGCACUGAGGCUCCAGCAGGACUGGCGGAUGAUGGAGUCUCUAAUGUGCCUGUACAUGCACUAGUGGUCGGUCAUGGGGCUUAUAUGAGCAUAGCCAUGCGCUAUAUUUUUGAGGACCUGAAAUGCCCAGUGCCUCGUGGUUUAGACCCAGCUUAACAGUUUUCCAUCUGCCCAAACACUGGAAUGUGCCGAUUUAUUAUCACUUUGAAAUGUAGCAAUGUGGAUAUAGCACUUUCAGACAUCAAAUGUGUGUUCAUCAACAGAAGAGACCACUUCCAGACUAAUUAGCAUAUAAAAGGAAAUAUGGAGUAAAGUGCUAAAUGUUUAAGAUACGUUUUAUGCAAAAGAUUUUCAUAUUGAAGCACUUUUCCUGAGAUAAAAAUCAAACAUUUUUGAGAAUCAACAUUUACAAAUAUAAGAUCAUUCUGAAUUAACUAUGUAUAAUCAUUUGAAAAUUCAGUGUACUUUACAUUUGUAAUGACUGAAAUAUUUGAUGUGUGAUGACCAUUUAGACAAUGGAUCGGCAAACUCAGUCCUGGAGAGCAUGCAGAGUUUUGCUACAACAUUAAUCAAACACACAUGCUAAUCAGGGUCCAGGCCCGUAGCCAGGGAGGGGUUCAGAUGGUUCAGAAGACCCACCCCUCACUGACAAAGGUUCAGAAUUUGUCCCAUUCAUGAGCUCAUCACCAAAAGUGGCCCAUAUUAAAAUUUAUUUGAAUACUAUUUUGGCUAAAAUUGUCAAAAAAGGGUCGUUAUAAUGACCAUCCGACAAGCUAUUUCAAAAUAAUGCUUAAAAUGUCACUAAAAUGCAGUACUUAAAUUACUUAAUUAAAUAGAAACUGAGGCGUAUAAAUGCAGGUCCACUUUUGACAAAAAAACAGCCUUUUCACCUACAGGCCUGGGGUCUUUAAGAUCACUAGAAAGCUAUAGGCAGGUGUGUUUGAUUAGGGUUGGAUCUAAACUCUGCAGGACACUAGUCCUUCAGGACCGUUUGUCCAUCGUAUUAAGUCUUAGUAAAUAUUAAAAUGUUUUGAGUAUGCUGCUAUCUAAGUUAUUUUAAUCGUAUUUUAAAUGCUUUAAAAGUGCAAAUGAUAACUAAAUAAAUGCAUGUGUCAUAUUUCAUACAGUUUUUAUUACAUUUAUUUUAGUUGUAUUUAAAAAUGAAUAAAAUGAAAAUUAGAAAUAAA
This is a messenger RNA of Danio aesculapii, 1852 nucleotides long. RefSeq names its product TP53 induced glycolysis regulatory phosphatase a (gene tigara). The coding region runs from base 183 to 821 and encodes 212 amino acids. Gene Ontology annotation, cellular component: cytosol. The record is from RefSeq and is a predicted model, not a curated record. Gene Ontology annotation, biological process: regulation of pentose-phosphate shunt; negative regulation of glycolytic process; fructose 1,6-bisphosphate metabolic process. Gene Ontology annotation, molecular function: fructose-2,6-bisphosphate 2-phosphatase activity. Lineage: Eukaryota; Metazoa; Chordata; Actinopteri; Cypriniformes; Danionidae. The transcript is spliced from 6 exons.